AGAGGCCAGAAAUGCUGCUAGACAUCCUACAAUGCACAGCCCCCAUGUGAUAAAGAAUUAUACAGCCCAAAAUGUCAGCACUGCUGAAGUUGAGAAACUGUUCUCAGUGAAAGUUUCAACUAAGAGGAAUUUGUUUCCUAGGCCUAAGUCUCCACGUCUGGAACAAAGUAACUCUUGUGUGCCAGGCAGGAGAGGAGCUCUGGGGACAGGAGUCCCACCUGGAAGAAGAGCUCAUCUGACAGGAACCACCCUCACCAGAGCUUCAGAACAUGCAGAAGAACCUAGAAAGGAGUGGGUCCUAAUUUACUCCACCAGAAACAGUUCUAAUUUCCUUGUCCAGAAAGAGCCAGACUUGGUGAUGUUACCACAUACAGAAGCUAUCACAGACUGUGUGACAGUGGAAACUGGACCAGCUUGCAGAAGGUGGUGAGCUGGGGUUGAAAGAGCUUACCCAUCACAGUUCUCUGUACUCUCCCAACAACAGCAGAAAAUGAACACAUCUCAGAUUGAGCAGAAGUGUCCUGUUGCAGGCAUCUGUGUCAUUCAAGGACGUGACUGUGGAAUUCACCCAAGAGGAAUGGCAGCAAAUGGGUCCUAUUCAGAGGACUCUGUAUAGAGAUGUGAUGCUGGAGAACUACAACAACCUCGUCUCAGUGGGGAACUGCAUUUUCAAACCAGCAGUAAUCUUCAAGUUGGAGCAAGGAGAGGAGCCUUGGUUCUUAGAGGAAGAAUUCUCAAACCAGAGCCACCGAGGAGAUUACAGAGAUGAUGACCUGAUGAAGAGGAACAAGAAAAUCCAAGAUAAACACUUGCAGGAAAUAAUAUUCAUCGAUAAUAAACCAUUGACUAUAAAAGAAGAGGAAGUUUUGGGAAAACAGUUUAAUCUGUGCAUAGCUCCUGUUUCAACAAAAAUAUCCUGUAAAUAUGACUCAUGGGGAGUAAAUUUGCAAAAUAUUUCCCAAUUUAUCAUCAAGAAUAGAACCUAUCCUACAAAAAAAACAAAUUGCUAUAGUGUAUGUGAAAAUUUGUCUUUCAAAAUUAAGUUUGAGAGAACUCAUACUGGAGAGGAGUUUCAUGAAUAUAAUAAAAAUGGAAAAGCUCUCAGUUAUAAGGAAAAUCUUCCUGAGAAUCAAAGGUGUCAAACUUUGGAACAAGCUUUUAAAUAUGAUGGAACUGGAAAAGCCGUCUAUGAUGAGGCUGCUUAUGUUACAUGUAAGAGUAUGCACACAAGAGAAAAAUCCUAUAAAGAUGAUGAAUUUAGGGGGAAAAGUGAAAAAAUAACUGUCUUUGACUAUAAAAGAACUGGGAUUGGGGAGAAAUACUCUCCUCUUAACCAGUGUGGUAAAUCCUUCUGUGGGAAAUCAGCUCUCAAGGAAUACAGUAAGUUUAACAUGCCUGUGAAACAUAAUGGAUGUAAUGCAAAUGGAAAUAAUUUCAACAGGAAGUCACACUUCACUCAACUUCAGAGAAUUGUCACGGAAGAGAACCCAUUGGUAUAUGAUGACAGAACACAAACUGGGGAUACAUCCUUUGACUAUCAUGAAAAUAGGAAAUCCUACCAGGUGUCAGCCCACAAAGUAUGCCGGAGAACUCACUCUGAGACAAAACCCUAUAAAUGUAAUGAAUGUGGUAAAUCCUUCUUUCAAAAAGGACAUCUCAUUCAGCAUCAAAGAACUCACACAGGAGAGAAACCAUUUGAAUGUAAUGAAUGUGGAAAAACUUUCUCCCAGAAGUCACACCUUAGUACACAUCGGAGAAUUCACACAGCAGAGAAACCCUAUAAGUGUAAUGAAUGUGGGAAAACAUUUGUCCAGAAGUCAACCCUCAGGGGACAUCAGAGAAUUCAUACAGGAGAGAAACCCUAUAAGUGUAGUGAAUGUGGGAAAACUUUUGUUCAAAAGUCAACCCUCAGAGAUCAUCAUAGAAUUCACACAGGGGAGAAAUCAUUUCAGUGUAAUGAAUGUGGGAAGACUUUCGGCCAGAAGUCAAACCUUAGGAUACAUCAGAGAAUUCACGGUGGUGAGAAAACAUAUCAAUGUAAUGAAUGUGAAAAAUCCUUCUGGCGAAAAGACCAUCUCAUUCAACAUCAGAAAACACACACAGGAGAGAAACCAUUUAAAUGUAAUGAGUGUGGGAAAACUUUUGCCCGGACAUCAACCCUUAGAGUUCAUCAGAGGAUUCAUACUGGGGAGAAACCAUUUAAGUGUAAUGAAUGUGGGAAAAAAUUUGUCCGGAAGGCAAUCCUUAGUGAUCAUCAGAGAGUUCAUACAGGGGAGAAACCUUUUCAGUGUAACAAAUGUGGGAAAAGUUUUGGCCAGAAAUCAAACCUCAGAAUACAUCAGAGAAUUCACAGUGGGGAAAAAUCUUAUGAAUGUGAUGAACUUGGAAAAUUGUAUAAGAAGUCAACUCUAAAUGUUUGCCAGAGAAUUCAGGGAGAGGGAAAACCCUAUUGAUAAUAAUAACUAUGGAAAAUCCUUCUGUCUGGAAGACCAAGCCAUUUGACUCCAGAAAACCCACACAUAUAAGUAUGAAUGUAGGAAGAAUUUUAUCCAAAAAGCAACCCUGAAAGUCUAUCAGAGAAUAGACAUAGGCUGAUAUUUCAAAGCCCUUUUGAAAGAAGCCAUGCCCUUUAGAUAACUCAGAAAAUUUCCUAGUCUCCCUUUCCUCCAUGUAGGUCUUUGGACUAUGGAUGCUCAUGUUUUAUG
This is a messenger RNA of Lontra canadensis (Northern American river otter), 2705 nucleotides long. RefSeq names its product zinc finger protein 510 (gene ZNF510). The transcript has 5 exons. Gene Ontology annotation, molecular function: RNA polymerase II cis-regulatory region sequence-specific DNA binding; DNA-binding transcription factor activity. The record is from RefSeq and is a predicted model, not a curated record. The coding region runs from base 588 to 2453 and encodes 621 amino acids. Lineage: Eukaryota; Metazoa; Chordata; Mammalia; Carnivora; Mustelidae. Gene Ontology annotation, biological process: regulation of transcription by RNA polymerase II.